Molecule: messenger RNA, 1374 nt
Organism: Podospora pseudocomata
Lineage: Eukaryota; Fungi; Ascomycota; Sordariomycetes; Sordariales; Podosporaceae
Exons: 4
Coding region: 1-537 (178 amino acids)
Biological process (GO): arachidonate metabolic process
Cellular component (GO): membrane
Source: RefSeq, a predicted model, not a curated record
AUGUCAAAGUUGCGAUCAGGGAAGUCUCACAAGCCGAUCCUGCUAACCAACUACAACGUCACCGGCCCCAAACGCGAGAAGUUUAGGCCGAACUACGAAAUUCUGCGUUUGGCAAAUCCCAAGAAUGAGAUAAAGGUCUGGGAAGCUGCGUUGGCAACAUCGGCUGCACCUCCCUACUUCAAGCCGUAUGUUCAACCUACUACUGGGAAAUUUUUCGUAGAUGGAGGUUUGCAUUACAAUUGUCCCGCUUGGGUUGCUCAUCAUGAGCGUCAGAUUCUAUGGAAGGAUGUCCAAUAUCAACAGCCCGAUGUACUGCUAUCUCCCGGAACUGGUCUGGGUACCAGUAAGGAUGCUGUAACUAACCAGGUCCCCCAGCCAACAAAAAGAGGGUUUCACAACUUGGUCAACAUCAUCCUCGGUAUGGCUCAGGGCCAACUGAACAGUGAGAAGGCCUGGGACGAUUUACUACGCGCAUAUCGCCAUAACCGACAAUCCCGAAGACCGGGCACGCUAUAUCAGACUCAAUGUUAUGUUUGAUAUAAGACCGGGUCUAAACAAGGUUGACCAACUGGAUCUGUUGGAGACAACAACUCGUCUAAGUGCCAGAGGGAGCCUCGAACUGAGAGACGCGGCCGAUAGGCUGAUUGCGAGUUCAUUUUGCCUCUAGAGGGAAGGCCCUGUGAUCAAGGGCCGUGUUUGCAAAGGUUCCAUCCGCUGCAGAUUCGACCCCGGGAGCGAUGAUGCCAAAUCCCUCGGCACUCUGCUUUUCAGCCGUAUCACGCCCGAUUUUGAGCCACAUUUCUUGCUUCAGACCGAUUACCGCCAGCAUAAAGAGUAAACCAAAAAGAUUGCCAUCAGACAAGAAAUGUGGACCGAGAUGUGCAGAAGCGGAAAAUUCGAGGUCGAGGUCGAGAUUGAAAGAGCCUCCUCCGGCCCUGUUCGCCUCUCCAUUGGCCUUCGCGCGCCUACACCAGGCCAAACUUCUCCAAGUUAUUUAUCCAUUAGCGGAUUUCCCAGACGACUAUAUUACGAAACUGUCAGAAGAUCUAUGUCGACUCAACCACAUGACAAUGACUCACCCUCAAUGGUCGGGCGAGCAAAUACAUCAUGGAACUUUUUAUCUCUGGCCAGACCAGAUGACAGCCCCAUACUGAUGACCACCCAAAGCACCCCAAGGGAUCUGGAAAGAAGGCCUGCACAGGAGACAUAUGAUGCCUCUACGCUUGAUCGGCCUCGAAGUCGUGCAUGAGUGCGUAUGAGCCGAGGAGUUGGAUAUAGGUGUUUUUCUGGCGUUCUCUAGGGCCCAAUCGGGUUAUCUGCAAGGUUUAAAGACUAUCUUCUAUAGAAUAUCGACUAUAUCCUGACAUAUAGCGA